Messenger RNA from Mycena indigotica, 495 nucleotides. RefSeq lists its product as uncharacterized. The record is from RefSeq and is a predicted model, not a curated record. NCBI's taxonomy places the organism in Eukaryota, Fungi, Basidiomycota, Agaricomycetes, Agaricales, Mycenaceae. The transcript is spliced from 5 exons. The coding region runs from base 13 to 495 and encodes 160 amino acids.
CCUCUCCCCGCCAUGACCCAUCCGACCCUCCUCCUUCUAACACUCUACUUCGCGCUUCAGCCGCGCCCCGUCGCAGCGUAUUACACGUACCACCGCAGCACGGCCUCCCGGAUUGUCGGGAUCAUCUUCGCCGUCCUCGCCCUCCUCUCACUGAUUGCGUGCUUCGUCAUCGCGCGCCGCCGCCGCGCGCGGGCCCUCGCCAACGGCGGCAUCAUCGGGGUGCCGUAUGCCGGCGGAUAUGCGCGGCCGGGGCCGUUUGCGUUCGCGAGCCCGUGGAAUAAGGGCGCGCAGGCCGGCGCGGGCACUGCCAAUAUGAACCAGCACCCAUACUACGGCAACGGUAACCCCCAGCCGGCCCCGCCGUACUCCGCUGGGCCGCAGGUUUACAGUCCCCCAGCGGGUCCGCCUCCUGCGACAGGCGGCUAUAUGGCGCCGCCCCCGCAAGCACAUCUCCAAGGGGAUGAAUCUCACGGAAAGAGCGCGUUCCGUCAGUGA